CGAAAAAUGGCGCACCAAUUCUUUGUUUAGAUGCGUGAAAUGGCGUGAUAAUGAUAACCACUAAUCUUAAUCUCGUUUAAUACAAGUUUCAAAUGCAGUCUCUCUUUAAUUAGUUGUAAAGUCAUAUCAAAUAUUUUUAUGAAGAUAUCUGACAAAGAAGUAAUAGAAAUGGAUAGAGUAACCCCUACUGUCAAUACAAGUAAGGAAUCGGAAGCUGAAAAUGUUGAUGCAAUAAAAAAAUAUAUGGAAGAGCAAGACAUUUUUUUAAGGUGUUCAUCUGACAAGGAUGUAGUGAAGCAAAUAAUAAAAGAUACAUAUAAAGGAGAUAAUCAAAACAGCUUAAAUUUAGAACUACACCUUACAUUGUCCAAUAAUUGUGGUAUUGCAGCAAAGGAUUGUGAGAUGAAACAACAGACCUAUAAGAUUGGUUCUGAGUCAGUGUACAGUGAAGAAACAACAAUGUCAGCAUCUCCAAACCCGUCAUCAAAUGAUUCCUUGUUAAACCUAGAGAAUGAAGAAACUCUUGCUAAUCAAGCAGCAGCACAUUUACUAUCUUUGGGCCAAAACUGUCUAAAAAUGCAUAUAAAUAUAAAACAAAAAAAGAGUUCAGAUGAAAUCAUAACCAAUGCAAAUGAAUGUACAUUCAAAUCCAAUGUAAAUAUUGAUGGCAAUAAAGAGUUGCCUGAUAAUUUAGAACUGCAUGAACAAGGUGAACAAAAUAAUGAAAAUGAUAUUGAAUUAAACAGUACAAAUAUAAGUCCAAAGAAUUCUAAUGAUGAUUUACACCUGAGCAAAGGAAAAAUACAAAAGUUAGAAAAUCAAGAUGGUAGUCAAAAGUUGCUAAACAUCUCUGAGUUAGAAAAUAAAAAUAGGUAUACAAAAGAUGAGGACUGUCAACCAUCCAACUUACUGCAGAAACUACUAACUUCCACCAAUAACUCAAGUAGUGAAAUAAACAAUUCAAUUUGCUUGGAUAAAGACACCAAAACAGUACAAGAAAAUAGAGAACAUGGUGAAGAAUCUUUGUCCAUAGCAACAAGUGUAAUGGAUAUGAUACUUAAUAAUGCUGAAGUGGCCAUGAGUAAGAAACAUUCUGGAGCUUUAUCCAAACAAUGUUUUAGUUCUGAGAAAGCCAACUCUAGCGUUUCUCUGGCGAUUGGAUCAAAAGUAGAAGCGAAAGAUUUCUGUGAGCUGUGGCAUCCUGCUCAGAUAGUAGAAGUGGACUGCGAAGAAAUGGAAGUCUUGGUACAAUAUGACAAACAACCAAAAAUGCACAAUGAAUGGAUAAGCAUAAACAGUCCAAGAUUAAGACCUAUAAGCGGUAUAGUAACAAAGCCAACAUCGCCUCCGCAUACACCCGUUUCAGAAGCGCUUACGGAACCUAAAGCAGAAGACAGAAUGAAAGUGACCUUUGCUGUAGGAGAACGAUGUUUGGCUCGAUGGAGGGACAACCGCCGAUUCAUUGCAACUGUUCAAAACGAUAUGGAAAAUGGUCAUUAUGAAGUUAUGUUCGAUGAUGGGUUUCAAUGGAAGUGCACUUUAUCGAGAAUGUACAAGCUAAAGGAAGCCAACGGGCAUCAGGAUUACCCUCGGUUUGCAGCGGGGGCCGCGCCGCCGUCCGUCGCUGUCGCCGGGCCGCUGGCCUCGACACUGGACGCGCCGCCCGCGGCCCCCGCGCCCGUCGCGCCUCCCCCCUUGUACCACACUCACCUGUUUGACCCGACCCGUGAUUACCUAGGCUCUAAAAGCGAAAGGCGUGAGAUGAAGCGAAAGCUAAACAUCAAAGAAAUAUUCAAUAUUGGACAGAAACGAAAAAAACUACCAACAGCAGACAAAGAGUCCAAAACUACGGUUACUGCCUUAAAAGAAGAAAUAAAAUAUGAAAUAAAAUGUGAACCUGGUACUUUAUCACAUGAAACUGCUCCAACAUCAGAACCUCCCUUAAAGGAAACCAUUUCUGAGAUACAAGUAAAAAGAAUUAUAGCAAAGAAGCCACCUGUUAAGAAAAAAACUCUUGGAAAGAAAAAAAUAAAAAUAAAAAACAUUGAUGGCAACUCGGUAGUUCCUUCAUCAAAUGAUAUCAACAAAGAACAAAUACCAGAAGCCGUUGCAUCUAUUAUUGGUACAGUGUGCGCCGGCGCCGACGAACCUGAAGUGGAAGUUAAAAUGGAGCCACCUGAUGAAGAAGUCAUGGAUUCUAAUGCUAAUGACAUAAAGCCUGAUGACCAGACAAACGCAUUGGACAUAUGUAAUGCAGUGGUCAAACAAGACCUCGAUGUCGUAAUGGAAGAGGAAACAAAACCGUUUGAAAUUCAGGAUGGAGUCAAGCACGAGGAAGUCAUCGGUAAAAUUAAGGAAGCGAUCACAAAGUUAGAGGAUGGCAUAAACAAAGUGGAAAAGAAAGAGAUAAAACCUGAAGUAGUUAAAGAAGAAAUAGUACCGGAAGACGUUCAGCCGGUCGUAAACCCGGUAGAAACCAACAACAACGAAAAAGAAAAGCAAAAGAAAUCAAAAAGUUCGUCGAAAGUAAAAAAAGGAAAGAAGUUGAGGUUGAUGCAAGAGAAAAAAGUUAAAAAACAAGUGGAGAAGGUGAAGUGUCAGUUGGAGGAGAUGAAAAAGCAGGUGGAGGCGAUGCGGCAGGAGAUCAUGCUGAAGACGGAGGAGCUGGCGAGCUCGCGGCGCGGCGAGUGCGCGGCGCCCGAGGCCGCGCUGCUGCCCGGCGAGUGGUGCGCGCGGUGGGUGGACGGCCAGCCCGAGGGCGCCGUCAGCGAGGCGCCCGCCAGCGGCGACUCGCCGCUCCCGCGCCGCAGCGUCAUGGUAGAGGACAAGCGGCUGCCGCCGGGCUGGACGAAACACAUGGUGCGCAGGAGCCUGGGCAACUCGGCCGGCAAAUGGGAUGUAGUUUUAGUAAGCCCGGAAAAUCGUAGACUUCACACAAAGAACGAUAUGCGGAUGUACCUAGAGAACAACCCUCAGCCGGCGCUGAAGCCCUUCGAGGCCGCUCUGAUGGACUUCGGUAUCCACCUGAAGCUGUCGCGGCGGCUUGGCUGGGUGCGCUCCUCGGCGGAGGGCGCGCCGCCGCCGCCGCCGCCCUGCCGCGACCUGCCCGCCUCCUCGCCGCUGCUCAAGCGAUCCAAACUGAGCCUCAACAAGAACCACCACAAGUUGAUGCACCACCACAAAAAGCGACCCAGGCUCAAAAUCAAACCUCUGCGGCCGCCCCCGGUUUCAGCUGCGCCUGGCUUGCAUCAGAAUCCUAAAGAAACCAAUACGUGUUCUGAGCCAAGUGUAGCAGAGGAAGCUGUUCUUGACGGCGCCAGUAUUAAAGAUGGAUUUGUUGAUGUUGGUUCGUUAAGAGUUCAAGUUAUUGCGACUCUGCUGCGAUGUCCUGCCGAAGGGUGUUUUAAGAAUUUCCGAAAUACUACGUUACUAAAAAUGCAUAUCAAACAUUACCAUAGGGAGCUCCGAAAGACCAUGGGCAACACUCCUAAGGUUCUAGAUUUAGCUUACGCCAGGACCAGGCCGAGCGAAGCGGAAAUGAAACUGUUAAAACGUGAAGCGCAACAGAGGAUCAUUAAAGUGAAGCUGCCGCGGCUCCAGAAGCGGGCGGAGGCGCCGGCGCCCGCCGCGCCCCCGGAGCCCACCGCCGUCGCCGCCGCCGCCGCCGACGCGCCGCCCGCCGAGCCCGCCGCCGCCGACGCGCCGCCCCGCCCCGUCGACUCACCCAAGCUGCGGGACGCGCUCGCCGUCAAGCCGGCCAAGCGGCCCCGCGUGUUGCUGCCCGUGCGCACUAAAGAACCGGAGCCGACGUUAGACCCCGACACUGUCGCGGCCGACCCGCCUCCGCCUCCCGUCAAACUAGAAAACGCCGAAACCGAAGACGAUCUACUCGUGCCGAAACAAGAGAUACCCGAUUGUGGCGUCUUGGACUUUGAAACCGCGAUAUCGACACACACCGUAGCGAAAAUGGUGAACGGCAGCAGGAGUAAAAGCGAGAAGAGGCGUAAGACUUUCGCUUGUAUAGGGAAACUGGCGAGCGAGGACGAGGAGUGGGCGGGUGGCUCCUCGGACACGCGCUCCAGCUACCCGAGCUGCGGCACGCCCGACUCGGCGCGCGCCGACCCCGACGACCUCGCCCCCGCCCCCGCCCCCGCCACCGCCGACCACAACCACUCCGCCGCCGCUCACCUCUACAUGUACACUGAGAACGGUGAGCGCAUCAAGCUGGUCCGCAUGAAGCGCGAGGAGAUCAUCAACUGCCACUGCGGGUUCCGCGAGGAGGACGGGCUCAUGGUGCAGUGCGAGCUGUGCCUGUGCUGGCAGCACGCGCUGUGCCACAACAUACAGCGGGAGGCCGAGGUGCCCGAGAAGUAUACGUGCAGCAUCUGCCUGAACCCGCGGCGCGGGCGGCGGCGGCAGCGGUUCAUGCACGACCAGGACCGGCUGUACGAGGGGCUGCUACCGGGCCCGGGCGGCGGGCGCGCCUGCGACGCGCUGCGCCGCGCGCACGAGCUGUCCGGCAACCUGCUGCGCAUCGAGGAUGCGCUGCACGCCGUACGCGUCAACACGCGCGUCGCACAGACAAAGAACCAUCCGAAAUUGUACCUGUGGGCCAGAGAUUGGGAAUCUGUUGAAUUAUCCUUCGCUCAAGAAAAACUCAAGUCUGAAUAUUCAGACCUGAAUGUGAUCAUCAAUAAUUUGGGAAAGGAGAACUUGCCUCUUAAGACGGAGGAUUUAAAAGAAAUGGCCUUAGAUAUGAAGACUCCUUCUUCUGACGAACUGGAGGAAAAACAUAACCCAAUGGAAAAAGAGAACCAAAUAGGAUCUCAGGCUUUACUUAACGGGUUGCUGUCGAGUCCCGGCGCGGCGUCUCUGGAGCUGCCCAUCAGUGAAUCCGAACUAGACAAGCUGGCUACAUCUCACGAGAGCAGGGCGCGGGCGCGCGCGCCGCAGCCCGAGGCCGCCAUCGAGAACACCGCGUGCCGCGCGCGCCUGCUGCGCCACAUCCAGCGCUGCCACGCGCUGCUCGACCAGCGGCUCGACUCCAUGGAGGCGCAAGUCGCAGAGCUAGAGUCGCAAGACGCGUCGCUCGAGGACGACGAGUCGCCGGAGUUCUGCCCGCGCGCCAAGCGGGCGCUGGUGAUGAUCGCGCGCGACCUGGACGCCAUGGAGGAGCUCGGCAUCGUCACCUAACACGCGCCUCUAGCGCCCCUCGCGCCGUCAGCGGCCGUCCGCGCAGGCUAGACCACAUGCACACCGCACUAGCCUAGCGGGUUACCGUUACCGCACCAGCGGUUUGCCGACAUCUAAUGAAAGGACAUUAUUCAUUUUAUAUCGUUUUCAUUUCGGUCAGUGGUUGGUUAAACGAAUCAGUGUAACGAAUUCCAAUUGGAAUAGUAUAGGAAUUAUAACGCUAAGGUGUACGUUGUUUUCCAUUAACAAUACGAGAAGAGAGACCAUGUAGAACGGGCCGAUCACCGCCGCAGCAGUGUAGCGAAGACCGGCGGUGGCGGACCCACGGAAUUAAAACCGAACGACUAUACGAGUAUUAUAAAGGUCAAAUGAUUAUGACCAAGAUUUGAUUUGCGACAAUCGGCCUUAUGGUAUUGUCGUAUUUUUAGGAAUUAGAAACGAUAAAUUGAAAUAAAUCCUGUGUAUCAAAUUCAAAGACAAAUGCUUAGCAACCAGCUGAAUUGUCGGCACUUAAUUUAACAUGUGAUUUAGUUAGUCUGUAACAGGCGCAAAAUUAACCAACAUUAGGCAUUAGUGGACAUAACACAAAGGUUACCUGUGAAUGUUAAUAAUAUAAGAAAGUUAAAUUCUGUAUCAUAAAUGUUUUCACCCAGUGGAUGAAGUGAAGUAGUUGUUAGUCGUUGCUGCAUAUUUUUGUAAAGGCCGUAGUCUGUAGUUUAUUAGUGCCUCCGCCGUUUUGCGCGGGUGCACGGAGCCGAUUGAACGCCUAUUGAAAAAUUGUAUGAGCAACGCAAACAGGCGCGGACGCGUGCGAUAGAUUUUACUUGCGAUGGUACCCGCGCACCCGCUCACCCGCGCACCCGCGCACCCGCGCACCCGCGCACCCGCGCACCCGCGCACCCGCGCACCCGCGCACCCGCGCACCCGCGCACCCGCGCACCCGCGCACCCGCGCACCCGCGCACCCGCGCACCCGCGCACCCGCGCACCCACGCACCCACGCAAUACAGCGGAGGCGAGCUAGCGACGGACGGACGGGUCCGCUCACUUGUGAGACCUUGGUCUCUGGUUGAUGCCUUACCUUACGCUAUGUAGUCACUACUACUAGUCAUGUUCUAAACAAAUGUUACUGUAUCCUCUAUUUGUAAUACAGUCAACAUCAAUAAUAGCGUAUGAAACAACGCGCCAAAAGUAUCUGCCACCCUGGAAUACUUUUCCAAAUAGAUAUAGAUAUCAAUCUUGUUAAUUGACAAUGUAGCAGAACCCAUGUAAGGUUACGGAAUAUAUAUAUGUAUAAAUGUAUAUAUAUACCUAAGGUCUGUUUUUUUAUUCCGUAGACUAAAAUGACGUUUCAUGUGUAAGACAUGAUAUUUCUUAGUACCACAUGAAAUGUCAUUUUAGUCUACGGAAUAUAAAAAAAACAGAAUAUAGUAACAUGACCAUCAUCACCAUCAUGGUGGCCUUUUGGUGAUCCAAUCUUGGAUGUAGGCCUCUUCUGUUGAAUGCAGUAACAUGAUAGACGACUUUGUAAUUUUUCCUCAGUCACCCGUUGACCACGAACGCUGUAAAGAGUUCGAAACGUCGGGAUGUAUUAUAAAUUCAAUAUACGCGAUAUAAUCCGUUUUCAUAGUUUUAUUUCAUGAUAGACGAAAUAAUUUUUCAGCUAUAGAACUGAGCUGAUGGUGUGGCUAAUAGUAGUAUGUGUGAUACGUAAGAAAAAAUACAUGAAUUUUAUAAGGCAAAAACAAAUGGGUUUAUGGUAGAUGCAAGUCAAACGAGUUGCCAAUCCACAUUGUUCAGACUGUACUGAACUGUUGCCAUAUAAAUGAGACUAAUAGCGUCCUCUUGACAAUGAUCAUAUAGUUGGUCAAACCAAUUUGUCAGUCAGUAACAACUAGGAAAAUUAUACUUAUCCCUUUCUUUUGGGUGCUAGUACUAGUGUAAGACAAAGAUAGUAUGUUUCUCUCUGUCUAUGUUUGAAAUGAGACAGACCUUUGACAAACUAUAUAUUCCUGGUCAGACUCUAGUACAUUCUAUAAAGUUUUUAAAUCGUUAAACUGACACUUGUGGGUCAUACAUACAUUUUCAAACCAAAAGUUGCCCCUCCUGUGGACAUAAGUUAACCGCUUGUGUGCAUAUAUGUAAUGAUUUUAAUACAGUUUAAUAUAAAAAGGGUACUUCUUUACACCGGUUUAAUCAGGAAAUUAAGCUUUAUAGCCUAUAACUUUAGGUAUUUCUACAGGAAAGAGGUACAUUUUCAGUAAUAAUAAUACGAAAAAAAUUACAAGCUUUUAUUUAACUCCCGAUUUUCGUAUCUAACUAUGAAACUAGGCUACAAAAUUUAGCACCAUUUCUCGGCUACUUAAUGGUUUCAUAUUAAGCUAAAAUUUGGCAUACAUUAUGAAAGAUCGAUGACAAUGUAAUAACAUCGAGCUGAUCCGUUGAUGGGAACCUUAGAUGGCCAUAGGAACUCAGUGUACGAUCGAUUUCAAUAAUAACCUAUAAGUACUCCGUACGUAUACUUACCUGGACACAAGCGGUUACUAAUUUUCUAAAGGACAGACUACUUUUUAAAGCCGUAUAUGAUCGGUAAAAAAUGAUUAAAUAACUUUAUAGAAGGUAUUAUUCGCCGAUAUUCACGAUUGACCUUGCCUCAUAGUACGUACUGUCCGCGCGCCAAUUCCGUGCAUUCGGAGGUCGAGGAAGUGGGAGGGUGUGCGCCGCCGCCGCGCCCGUACGUACAAAAUGACACUAAACUAAUCUGUCAUGGCGCCCAACAUUCCUAGCAUUCCUCAGCCGUGCAUGGAAUUCGCGCGCGGACAGUAUGUCUGAUCACUACGCUUUCUGCGCCCUAUAUCUUGAAAACGUCUCAUCUCAUGAAACAAUAUUUGGUACUUAACUUGUCGUAAAUUUUAUGCUCUACAACUCUUUCCUACAUGUAAAUAACAUCGGAGUUAUAUAAAUUUUGAUAUCCGCGAAAAACCGAUUUGUACGACAUUUGACCUUGUAUAACUGCUGACGCGCACACGAUCUAUGCGUCGAUUUUUAAGAGAACCUUUAAUACGUCAUAACGAAGGUGUAUACGAGUUUCCAGCUUAUUAUCUCUCAUUCCGAGGUUGACCCCCUUAAGCUUAAGAUGACUGGCCCAUAAUUGUUCGUCAAACUCGGGUAAAUCCAUUCGACCCUCAGCAAAUAUCUACCCUACUUAUUACUUUUUCUUAAUACCUACCAACAUCGCAUAAUCUGACAGAUGGAUUUACCCGAUGAUCCAUAUAUAUUUUUGUUAAGCUAGAUAUAGGCUAGAUACUUUUGACGCUUAGUCUGAUACGCUACUUUUGAUGGCAGUACAAUGUAACAAUGUACUCGUAGGAAACAUAAAGCGUCAAUGGGAGUCCAAGUUAAGUCUUGGACUCCCAUUGACGUCUAAUCAAUUGACUGGGGGUUUGAAACCAGUUUUAAUGAUAAAUGUUUAAUAUAUUUGAAAAGUACAAGUAUGUACAUUUCCAUAUUUUAAUUUUAUGAAAGAUCCUUUUGAUUUGUAUUUAUUGAGUUUGUGAAAUAAACAAGUGACAUUUAACUGAAUUUAGAACCUUACAUCAAUAAAUAUUGCGUAUUAUAUUGUAGUAUUUAUAGUCGUCGAGAUCAGCUGAUUUUUAGAGUUGCCCGAAAAACCCUGAGGUUCGAUUUCUGGUCUUAUUUCUUUCUUUCUUGUAAGUAUUUAAUACGACCGGAAAAAUGAAGAUUAUAUUGUUAGACAAAUAUUCUACAAAUUUGAUACAUAUGCUAAUUAUUGAUGUGAUGGUGUUUAAUGGUUUUAGAUGAAAAAUACCAGAAACAAUUUGUGCAUUUUAAUUAUUUCUAAUAACGAACUGUUUCGUUUUUAUGAGAAAUCUGACUCCGCCCGUAAACACAUGUAUUAGAAGUCAUAUUUCUCUGCAGUCUACUGAACGUAAUUAAAGAAUAAUACUAUGUGAAUGUAAUUAAGCCAUUUUAAGGCAAUAUUUAUGUCUAAGUAAUGUUAAAUUCCUUAGUCAUUAAAAAUUACUGAGUCAAUAUUAUAUUUGAUUUCCUAGCAAGGGAACACAGAGUUUUCCUUAAAGUAAUCAUGUACAGGAAAUUCAGGCUUCUAUAGGGUUAUAACUUAAUUUUCUUGCGCAUUAAAAAUAGGUAAUACACGUGUUUGUAGGUCGUGAUUUCACAGCUGUCAUUGGCCUAAUUGAAUAAACUGCCAAACGGUAGCAAGGUUUGGCUCAAUCAAACGGUAACAUUACACUAUGUGCUAUAGCGCCUACAUGACUAAAUUCGACUUAAAGACCAAGUUGAAAAUCCAACAACGCUUGUUAAAAAGCGCUACCGCCAUCGUGUGAAUAAAUACACAUGUUUCCAUUUGUGUCAUCCAAACGCUUUUUAACGCGCGUUGAAAAAGCGCUCGUGAAUAUGAGGCCUAAGAGAAAGCCACGUGUACCGCGUAAUGUACCUCUACCCUAGCCUAGGGCUAACAAAUGUGAACCCGUUCGCUGCAUAGUGCAUACACGGUACCACGCUACCACGUCCCCGACGCUGAACAUGUUGUCGUCGUUAUAGGUUUAUCCGGACUUUAUUUGACGAAACUAGAUAAUUUGUAGAUCACCUCUUUUAGUGUAAGCUUUAAUUUUAACAUGUUAAUACAAUAAUAAUAAAUAAAAUAAAAUAAAAAAGCCUUUAUGCUACCAUAAAUAUUAAUACUUCCAACAUUACAUUUAUAACUCAUUAAUUUUAUUUUAAC
This is a messenger RNA of Cydia strobilella, 9957 nucleotides long. RefSeq lists its product as uncharacterized. Gene Ontology annotation, molecular function: DNA binding. Gene Ontology annotation, biological process: regulation of transcription by RNA polymerase II. Gene Ontology annotation, cellular component: NSL complex. The record is from RefSeq and is a predicted model, not a curated record. NCBI's taxonomy places the organism in Eukaryota, Metazoa, Arthropoda, Insecta, Lepidoptera, Tortricidae. The coding region runs from base 139 to 5193 and encodes 1684 amino acids. The transcript is spliced from 16 exons.